Molecule: messenger RNA, 3462 nt
Organism: Trematomus bernacchii (emerald rockcod)
Lineage: Eukaryota; Metazoa; Chordata; Actinopteri; Perciformes; Nototheniidae
Exons: 14
Coding region: 363-2366 (667 amino acids)
Source: RefSeq, a predicted model, not a curated record
ACUGUUUCUACUGCAUGGCGGCGGUAUCCUUGUUUGAUGGUAAACAAUGUCAUGGGACAGGCAUUAUGUAACGUUAUUCAGAAAAAUAUAACGUUGUACGCAAAAUACACCGCUUACAAAUGUAACAAAAGUGGGCAAGGAAUUAUUACACCUUUUCAUAAGGAUGUUUUAAGUGGCGCGUGACAGUAUAGUUUUUGUUCCUCGUGCAAAUCUACCUACUUAAUUAGUCGAACGUUACAUAUCUACCUAGCAACAAACAUUUAGCUAGCUAACGUAGCUUUACCAAUGUGAACUUUUACACUGGUAUUAGUAUAGUGUUUAUUGUUUCACUGUUCGUUUUUUGAUAGAUACAGCUGUUCAAAAUGAAUUGGGUCGGGGGCUCAAGGAACAGGGUUGUUGUGAAGAAUGAUGCAAAAAAGCAGAGGGAGUUUUUUGAAAAGAGGAAAAUGCAACAGAAGUUGAAAAACUUGGGAAUGGCUCUACCUGCAUCUCCAAAAGGCACUAGUGCUGGGAGCAUGGACCUGGUGACAUUAUUUAUCGUCAACCAGAUUGCUUCAAAGAAAGAAAUUACAGAUCCUCCAAAAGUGGCGGUUCUUGGCAGCUAUAAAGGAGGAUCCAAGCACAAGAGAAAUGAGCUGCUGGUUCUCCCAAUGAGCCCGGGCUCUCCUUCACAGCUGAGUCUUGUCGAGGGCCAACCUGAGUACAGUGUUCAAGGAACGAGGAAAAGAAAGUAUGUUAUUCCACAAGGCUUCAAGUGUCGGCAGUUGUCACCAGUGCUGGAGUCAGCUUACUCAGACAACAGUGCAUCUGACUAUCUUCCACCCAUCACCAACCCCCUCAGCCCCUUCUCCACCUCCUCAGCUUCUUCAGGCCAAGGUUUAUUCCCCCUGCAGAUGAACCUCCAGCAGAGAAGACAGACGCAGCUUCCCCACUGCUCCCCCCCACCCUGGGACACCUCAGGGCUGAAGCAGACUAAGUUUCAGCCUUUCUGCCUGCCAAGAGUAAUGGCAGACAGUAUCUCGUGGUCCUGUGGAUCAAAGCCCCCUCUCUACCAGCUGAAGACCCCCACAGCCGCAGAAGUCUUGUUUAGAAGUCCAAAGCCAGAUAACACAGAGGCGAUGGACCAAGCAAGACGUGAUGUCUCCUUCUCCCUCAACCAACCAGAGGGCGAGGAAACUGAGCAGCAGUUUGAGGGAGAGGUCUUCAGAGGCUUCAGUACUGAAGAAUGUGAAGAAGAAGCUGCUCAUUACGGGAGAGGUCCAUCAAAGAUUUAUCUGAAAGACGAAACACCAGCCGAAUCCUCACAAACUGUCCCUGACUCUCAGUGUAUGGAAGUGGAGGACAGCGACUUCAUACGUUUCUCCAACUGCACUGACAUGAACUUUUGUAAGUUUCUUAAGCACCUCCAAUUAAGCCUCCCAUUUAUUGUGUAUAUGCUAGAGAAAAGACAAUACAUUGAAAAGGUUUUUUUCUUUCUCACUCCUGCAGCAUGUCUUGAACACAACAAUGUCCUCAUGAAUGGCUGUGAAUACUCGCCAAGUUACUCUUGUAGGAGAGGUUACCUCAGUUCAGACUCAGAUGAUGAGGAAGAAUGCUGUCAGCCAUAUCUCCAGGCUUCCUCUUCGUAUAUGGACCCGGCCUGUUGUGCAGAAAGCUUAAACCCAAACCCGGUCUCACAGGGGAAUCCAGAACAAAGGCACAUAAAGCCCCGCCCCCUCACCCCGCUCCUGAAACCCCAAAGCUUCAGAGAUAAACAGACACUUAUGGAUAACACAUUUCCCCCAGUUCUUUCCCCUCAAGCCCAGUGCUCCGAGAUGUGCACAUGCCAGAAAAAAGCCAAUGAAACUCGAGACGCUGGAACUCAAACUGCUGCUGUGACAUGUGACGCUGAGACUCAGUGCAGCGCUGUUGAAGACGGUGCAACCGCUGAGUUUAACUGGUGUGUGCCACCUGUUGAUGUGUCAGUGCAGCAUCCCCCCACAGGGAGGCAGACUGACGCUGCCGCAGAGAGGACACACACUGCUUCAACAGGCAAGGCUACAAGUGGAGAGAAGCUCACGCCCUGGGUGAAGAAGAAACCCAAGGCUGGUUCCCUCUCAGGCAGCAGCAUUAUAAACAAUAUUGAUGGGAAAGUGAUCCUACAGAAACAUUUUCUAGAUGCUCUCAGCGUGACAGAUGGCAGAGGUAAGGGCGGGGAUGAGGGAGAGCGACAGGAAAAUGGCCGCCUGGUGAAGGACCUCUCUAAUGAAUCGAGGGAGGAGGUCACAUCUGCCAGCAGGGCUAACAGACUCUCAGAAGAAGCAGAGACACUUCAGGAAAUAGCGGACAUACUGCUCCUGCUCAGACAGAGGAAAAAAGUGAUGUAGAUGCAUGAAAGCAGAAAGAAAACAUGCCUGUUCUGUGCAUUUAUUCAAGAGCGUUAACCGUUUAUUUAAGCGUAUUCAAAGUGUUUGUUCUAAGACACAUUGUGAAAUAAAGCCCCAAGGCGUUACUCUGAUUCAUCCGUUUAUUUCCGUCCCCUUAUACAUAUUCCAGUGUUUCAUGAAGAUACUCAUCUUUUAUAGAAUAUAAACUCUAGCAAAACAUGUACAGCUUGAACAAUAAUCAAAUAUACUAUACAGCACUUGUUUUUUUUUUAAUUGGUAUUUUUGUAGUUCCUCGUAAACUGUAGAAACACACAUUGUUGGUUCACAUAGCAAAAAAUUGCAAAGAUUUCACCAGAAGUACACAUAAAUCUCCCCUAGAGGAGAGGGGUAACAGCAGAAACAACCACGCUAAAUAUUUGUUUAACACAAGGUAAAUUGUUUAAUUACACAAUAUGUGUGUUGUGGAGCUUCGUGUGUGUGUGUGUUAAUACUUUCAGUACAAAACUAGCUUGUGUGGUUUUAAGACGACUCAUCCUGCACACAGAAAAUCUAAAUAAAACACUAAUACUUUCACAUUAUUAAACGUUAGCCAUUUUAAUUCCUCUAUACUGAUUCAUCGUUUUCCAUCUGUUAAUGUGACAAUACUAAAAAUAAUUAACAUUCAACUUUGAUGAUAUUUGAAAAGUCUAUUAAAAAGAGGUUUUAUAUUUUAUUAAUCUAUGAUGGGUUUGGACCGCCGUGUCAAAAAUAAUAGACUGUCCUUCACAGCGUACUUAUUAACUUAUUUCGUUUCACAAAGUCACUCUGUAGUCUACGUUUAAACUGCUGUUGCUACACAGAAACCUACGUGUAUUUGACUAACAAGGUGUAACCUCACACCAUUUUACACUUUUCUACUAAGCAACAUUUGCAAGUUACGCUAAAGCUUUGACUUCUGGCACGAGAAUAACGUACAUUAUGCGCUCUGCUAUUUGUACAUUAGGCUAUGGAGGAAGACAAAAAAAAACAUAAACAUGAAAUGAUUACAAAACAAAACAUUUCAUCACAGGUGAAAUGCUAAUAUGUACACGCCAAAUAAAUAAAUAAUUACAACAAC